Oncorhynchus masou masou (cherry salmon) is the source of this 6102-nucleotide messenger RNA. RefSeq names its product semaphorin-4E-like. Gene Ontology annotation, biological process: negative regulation of axon extension involved in axon guidance; neural crest cell migration; semaphorin-plexin signaling pathway. Lineage: Eukaryota; Metazoa; Chordata; Actinopteri; Salmoniformes; Salmonidae. The transcript is spliced from 15 exons. Bases 619 to 3000 code for a protein of 793 amino acids. The record is from RefSeq and is a predicted model, not a curated record. Gene Ontology annotation, cellular component: plasma membrane. Gene Ontology annotation, molecular function: semaphorin receptor binding; chemorepellent activity.
CUGGGAACUGUGGCCUUCAGGUCGGAAAUAUACAAAUAUGCCCGAGUUUCCGGCUUGGAAUUCCGUGUUGGAAGAUCAUUAUAAAAAGAUUCUGCCCAGUCAGAGUUCGUUUUUUUCCUAGUUGUCGUGAAUGCACUGUCGUAGGAAGUGGAGAUUUCCGAGUUCCCAGUUGUUUCGAAUGUGGCAUUGGUAGAGACGAAUUUCAAGGGAUUAUCGAGCUAACGUGCACACUCGCCAGCAAACGUUACAAGUGGAGCCGAAAGAUAAUACCGAUGUCCAAUGGAAGAUACUCUGGAUCAAUUUCUAAUGGCGUAGACUGAGAAUAAAUAUAACUGUUCCAGAUGAGAGCCUCAGGACCAGCAUAAAGAUCCCCUGAAUUGGGAAGUUUGAACUACCACAUCCUACAACAGUACCUGGGACAGUAUGGAUUCUCUCCAGAGCUACAGAGGAGGUAGCAGCAGCUGCAAGUGUUUAUGUUGGAGGCCGAUACCAUCAUAGCUAUUGACCAUCAGAACACUAAUACUGGAGUCUCUAUAGAGACAUGAACUGCUGACCUUGAUCUACAGUGUGUUAUUGUGUAAGCAGGACUAAGCAGUGCUCCCACCUGGGCACUACGCCAUGUCUCCUCUCUCUGCUCUGGGUGUUUUCUGUGGAUUGUUCCUUCCUCUGUCUCUCAGUGAAUACAACACUCACAACUGUAUCCCACGGAAGAGUGUCCUUUACCAGGACAAUAUGAAGCUGUUCAGAGAGGAAGGGAUUUGUAACUACUCCACCAUGUUGGUUCGAGAGGAUUUGGGCCUGCUGCUGCUCGGGGCUCGAGAGGCUGUCUAUGCCCUGGACAUCAAUGAUAUUUCAAUCAAGAAGUCAUGGGUAUACUGGCGGGUCACCAAGGAGAAACAGAUGGAGUGCACAUACAAAGGGAAACAUGCUGAAAUCGAAUGCCGUAACUACAUCCGUACGCUGCAUAAAGUGGGUGAUGGCAGAAUGUAUGUGUGCGGGACAAAUGCUUUCAGCCCCACCUGUGAUUACAUGACGUAUUCUGAAGGACAGCUGAGACUAGAGGAAGCGCAGGAGGAGGGAAAAGGGAAAUGCCCCUUUGACCCCUUCCAGAGAUACUCAUCCAUCAUGGUCGGAAAUGACCUGUACUCUGCUACCUCAAUCAACUUCCUGGGCUCUGAGCCUGUUGUUCUCCGCAGCUCUUCCUCUGCUCUCCGCACCGAGUUCAAGAGCUCCUGGCUCAACGAACCCAACUUUGUGUACAUGGACCUUGUCCCCGAGAGCAAUAACAACCCAGAGGGUGAUGAUGAUAAGGUCUACCUGUUCUUCAGCGAGAACGCUAUGGAGUAUGACUUCUACAACAAGCUCAUGGUGUCACGAGUGGCUCGUGUAUGCAAGGGGGAUAUGGGCGGCCAGCGGACGCUCCAGAGGAAGUGGACGUCGUUCCUGAAGGCUCGUCUGGACUGCUCUCUGCCAGAGUCCAGCCUGCCCUCCAUUGUACAGGAUGUCUUCCUACUCAAAAAUGAUGACUGGGGCAAAAGUGUUUUCUACGCAGUGUUCACUCCCCAGUCGAGCUUGUCCGACAUGUCUGCAGUGUGUGCGUACAGUGUGUCAGCUAUCGGAGAUGUGUUCAAUAAGGGGAAGUUUAAGACACCAGUGACUGUGGAGACGUCCCAUGUGAAGUGGGUAAUGUACAGUGGAGAGGUGCCCACCCCCAGACCUGGAGCUUGCAUUAACAAUGCAGCACGGGCCCUUGGGAUGGAGCGCUCCCUGGACCUGCCAGACAAGACCCUGCAGUUCAUCAGGGACCGGCCCCUCAUGGACGAGGCCGUGCGCCCUCUGACCGGGGGUCCGCUGCUGGUCAAAAAAGGUGCCAUGUUCACGCGCCUGGUGGUGGACAACGUGCUAGCUCUGGAUGGAGAGAGAUACGCAGUCAUGUUCAUCGGCACAGAGAACGGCUAUGUGCAGAAGGCAGUGAACUAUGCUGGGGAGAUGAUCAUCAUUGAGGAAAUACAGCUGUACCAGACCCCAGAGGCUAUCAGGACGCUACGCCUCUCCUCCAGCACGGGUCAGUUGUAUGCAGGCUCAGAUUUUGGAGCAGUGCAGAUGCCUCUGAGUGACUGUGGCCGCUAUGAGUUGUGUCUGGACUGUGUCUUGGGUAGAGACCCUUACUGUGGAUGGGACCUCUCCACUGGCAUCUGCUCUGCUGUGGCCAGUUCAUCCUCUGACACGAACAUGAUUCAAAGUCUAAAAGAUGGUGAUAUAUCAAAAUGUCCAAAAUCGGAGACUGUGAAGCCAGAGAACUACACCUUAGUCCCUGGGAACAACAUCAAGCUGCCGUGCCAUCCUGCCUCCAACCUGGCUCAGGUACACUGGCUCUUCUUAGGGCAACAGCUGCAUGCUGACGCUAAGUAUUACAUCUACAACGGAGGAAUCCUUAUUCUUAAUGCCUCUGCCUCCGACGCGGGCCAGUACAUCUGUGAGUCUGUAGAGCAGGUGAAAAGAAGACCACACACCAGGACUAUGGCAGUCUAUCAACUGCGGCCCCACACUAAUGCAGAUGGUGAGGAGGAGGAGGAGACGACGACACAGUCCCCCCGUAGCCACAAUAUCCCACUACCAGAGGUGCCACAGACUUUGGAGCCCCCGCUCCCUCCUGAGUCAUGGAGUGUAGACAGCAGGGUGGUAGGCCUGCAGGUGGCGGUAGCGCUCCUCUCUCUGAUGCUGCUUGGUCUAGUAGCCUGGAAUCUAUAUAAAAGGAGCUUUAGAAACAGAUCUUCAGAGAACUCCGGUGUGGGCCAGGUGAAAAGGCUGUCAGUUGACUACAUUCAAAAUAGGACUUCAGUGAUUAAGUUGCUGGGACCUACACCCAGUCAUAACGCAAACAAUAACCAUCACGCGGUCAUAUCUUUCAAAGGGAAUGGGGAGCACCACUUUUCUCCGGGAGGCAAUAUUUCCACUAUGGAUGGGUUAGGUUACAUUGACAACGAGUCAGAGAUCUGACCCUGAGUGUUAACCACUCUCUGGGGUUUGCUCUCUUUCUCUCACCAGGCAGCUGAUUUAGGACACUAUGGCAAUGUCAAGCUCUGUACAUUGGACUUGCGAUAGAGGGGAAUGUUUUAUAUUUUUCUAGGAAUUGUCCAGAAAAACAUUUUCCCACCAGGUUGAAUUUAUUUUAUAUAGUCAUGCCAUAAGGCAAAUAUACAGUGAGCUCCAAAAGUAUUGUGCCCAGUAGAAAUGAAUGGUAAAUAAGUCAUUGUGAGUCACUUAUUGUAAAUAUGAAUAAUGUUUCUAAAAACAUUAAUGUGGAUACAGAUAGUCCUGAAUGAAUUGUGAUUAAUUAGAAAGUUUACAGAUCAAAUGUCAUACCCACCUCUCACAAUUACAAUAACAGGGGAGGUUAGCAUGAUAUUUGUGCAUCUAACUUUCUCACUCAUAAUUAGUCCUGAAUGAAAUUGUGAAUAUUUGUAAUCAUGAUAGCAUCCACAUUAAUGGAGAAGUGUGUAGAAGCAUAUUUAAUUUUUUAUUUACAAUAAGUGACAAAGAUGUCAAAAUAUUAUUUACCAUUCAUUUCUAUUGGGUACAAAAUAAUCUGAAACACUACCAAAACAAACAGCAAAUGCAUCCAACAAGUUUAGAAAGGGAAAGACCUCAUCAGUUGUUCAACAGAAAUGUGUCUUCCGCAUUUAACCUAACCCUUCUGAAUCAGAGAGGUGCGGUGGGCUGCCAUAAAUCGACAUCCACGUCUUCGGCGCCCAGGGAACACUGGGUUAACUGCCUUGCUCAGGGGCAGAACGAGUCACAAGCUUGAUGUAAUAAUCAUUGUGUGUUAGGAAUAUGGGAUCAAAUACUGAACUACUUUAAUACAAUUGAAUUUGUCCCAGUACUUUUGGUCCCCUAAAAUGGGGGGUGGAGGUGAGAGACUAUGUACAAAAAGUUCUGUAAUUUCUAAACGGUUCACCUGAGAUGGAUGACAAUUACUCUCAAAUUAAAUCUGACAUUCUGCACUUUAACCUCAGCCAUUGUAUCAUUUAAAAUCCAAAGUGCUGGAGUGCAUAGCCAAAACAACAAUGUGCCACUGUCCCAAUACUGUUGGAGCUCACUGUACUGUGCUAAAUAUUUUGUACAGUUAUGGUAUAUUUCAAAUAUUUUGUAUUAAAGGCCCAGUGCAGUCAAUGUGAUAUUCCUAUAUUUUGUAUAUACAGUACGAGUUCAAAGUUGACACCUACUCAUUCCAGGGUUUUCCUUGUAUUUUCUACAUUGCAGCACAAGUGAAGACCUCAACUAUGAAAUAACACAUAGGGAAUCAUGUAGUAACCAAAAAGUGUUAAAGUAGACACCAUUUGCCUUUGACAGCUUUGCACACUCUUGGCAUUCUCUCAACCAGCUUCAUGAAGUAGUCACCUGGAAUGCAUUAAGUUAAUUUGUGGAAUUUCUUUCCUUUUAAUGCAUUUGAGCCAAUCAGUUGUGACAAGGUAUGGGAGGUAUACAGAAGAUUGCCCUAUUUGGUAAAAGACCAAGUCCAUAUUAUGGCAAGAACAGCUCAAAUAAGCAAAGCGAAACAACAGUCCAUCAUUACUUUAACACAUGAAGGUCAUUCAAUCUGGGAACAUUUCAAAUACAGUCACAACCAUCAAGCGCUAUGAUGAAACUGGCUCUCAUGAGGACUGGCAGUUACCAACCUCAGAAAUUGCAGCCCAAAAAUGUUUAAGUAAAAGACACAUCUCAACAUCAACUGUUCAGAGGAGACUGUGAAUCAGGCCUUCAUGGUCAAAUUGCUGCAAAGAAACCACUAAAGGACACCAAUAAUAAGAAGGCAUGCUUGGGCCAAGAAACAUGAACAAUGUACUUUAGACCUGUGGAAAUAUGUCCUUUGGUCUGAUGAGUCCAAAUUUGAGAUUUAUGGUUCCAACCGCCGUGUCUUUGUGAGACGUAGAGUAGGUGAACGGAUGAUCUCCGCAUGUGUGGUUCCCACCGUGAAGAAUGGAGGUGUGGGGGUGCUUUGCUGGUGACGGUCUGAUUUAUUUAGAAUUCAAGGCACACUUAACCAGCAUGGCUACCACAGCCUUCUGCAGCGAUAGCACAAACCAGAUGGGAUAUCAUUCAUUUUUCAGCAGGACAAUGACCCAACAACUCCAGGCUGUGUCAGGGCUAUUUGACCAAGAAGGAGAGUGAUGGAGUGCUGCAUCAGAUGACCUGGCCUCCACAACCACCAGCCACAACCCAAUUGAGAUGGUUUGGGAUGAGUUGGACCGCAGAGUGAAGGAAAAGCAGCCAACAAGUGCUCAGCAUAUGUGGGAACUCCUUCAAGACUGUUGUAAAAGCAUACCAGGUGAAGCUGGUUGAGAGAAUGCCAAGAGUGUGCAAUGCUCUCAAAGGCAGGCUACUUUGAAGAAUCUCAUAUUUUGAGAUUCACACUUUUGGUUACUGCAUGAUUCCAUGUGUGUUAUUUCAGUUUUGAUAUCUAUUAUACAAUGUAGAAAAUAGUCAAAAUAAAGGAACUCUUGAAUGAGUUGUGUCCUUUUUGACUGGUACUGUAUGUAUAUGUAGCAGAAAAGCGAUAAAUACAAAAUGGGUCCUCAGAGUGGUAUGGGUAAAAAUGUACAGCAACCGACAGUCACUUCACUGGAAUUAGUUUUUCUUCUGGGAGUUUGUUUUACACAAUGACAGACAUGAGGUCUGCCUGUCAUAAUGUCCCUGCCAUUAUGAUCUACUGAAAGCUGUGAAUACAGUAUUGGUAUGGCAUUUUGUACUGUAUUGAAAAUGGAUGCAUACUUUAAAGUAUGAAGUAAACGUAAUGUGGUAUUUGUUUGAUUGAAAUGUUUAUGGUAGUGAGUCAUUGCUAGUCUCGUACGACACAUCCUAAUCUCGCAAGCUUACAUUGUUUCACUCCACGGACACAGUAUCUGUGUAGCAAAACUGAAUGAAAGCUUGUAAGAUCAGGGUGGCUCGUGCUAGGCUUAGUCAUUGCAGCAACACAUUUGAAGCAUUUUCAAGAAUGUCUUCUAAAUAUUCACUACAGAAUGACAUGCAUUACAGACAAGCCAUACAAAGCAAAUUAAAAAUAAACCUCUAUGGUAGUUAACCCUGGAGAUGAACACUUGA